This is a messenger RNA of Calliphora vicina (urban bluebottle blowfly), 4129 nucleotides long. RefSeq names its product Aldehyde oxidase 1 (gene AOX1). The coding region runs from base 204 to 4007 and encodes 1267 amino acids. The record is from RefSeq and is a predicted model, not a curated record. Lineage: Eukaryota; Metazoa; Arthropoda; Insecta; Diptera; Calliphoridae. The transcript is spliced from 7 exons. Gene Ontology annotation, molecular function: 2 iron, 2 sulfur cluster binding; oxidoreductase activity; iron ion binding.
AAAUAUUCCUAACAAAAAACGUUCAUUCAUUCGCGUUCAAUCCACAUUAAAUGUUGGAACCUGGUGCGCAAUAGUUCUGUACUUGAAACUGUGAAGCAAAAGUGUUUAAUUAAAAGUGAUUAUUUUUUGUUAUAUAACAAAAUAAAAUAAAAAUAGUGAAACAAUACCAAUCAAAACGAACAAUUUAAAAACGUCAUUCCAUAAUGAUCACCAAAUUCUCCAUAAAUGGCAAACCCUAUUCCGUCAAUUUGGCAAGUUUACCGGCUGACAUAACAUUGAAUACGUUUAUUCGUGAUCAUGCCGGUUUACCUGGCACCAAAUUUAUGUGCCAAGAAGGCGGCUGCGGUGUUUGUGUUUGCGUUGUUACCGGAAAGCAUCCUGUUAAUGGUGAAAUUAAAACAUGGGCAGUUAAUUCUUGUCUCACUCUGUUAAACACUUGUGUGGAUUUCGAAAUAACGACUACUGAAGGUAUCGGUAAUAAACGCGAUGGCUUCCAUUCCAUACAGAAACGUUUAGCUAAAAUGAAUGGCACUCAAUGUGGUUACUGUUCACCGGGAUUUGUUAUGAAUAUGUAUGGGCUGCUGAAAAGCAGAAAUGGCAAAGUCACCAUGGAAGAGGUGGAAAACUCCUUCGGAGGCAAUAUAUGUCGUUGUACCGGUUACAGACCGAUUCUAGAUGCUAUGAAAUCUUUUGCUGUGGAUAGUACCAUUGAAAUCCCCGAAGAAUGUCAAGAUAUUGAGGACUUGUCUAAUAAAACCUGUCCAAAGACCGGACAAAAUUGUAGUGGCAGCUGUAAGUCACCGAGAACUCUUUCUCUUCCCUUAACCUAUGAGAAUGGUGAACAGUGGUUCUGGCCCAAGUCGCUGGAUGAACUAUUUAAAAUUUUCUCCGAACUUAAGGGUGCAGACUAUAUACUGGUGUCUGGUAAUACAGCUCAUGGCGUUUUCCGGCGUUCGAAUGCGGUUCAUAAAUUUAUCGACAUUAAUUCGAUACCAGAAUUACAUGACUACAAAUUAUCAACUGGUUCAUUAAGAUUGGGUGGUAAUUUGAGUCUUACUGAGACGAUGGCCAUAUUUGAGAAAGCAGCAAAGUCAAAGGGAUUUGAGUACUGCAACAAACUAUGGAAACAUUUUGAUUUGAUUGCUAAUGUCCCAGUUAGAAAUAUGGGUACUUUAGCAGGUAAUUUAUCUAUGAAACACCAGCACCCCGAAUUCCCUUCAGACAUCUACUUGGUGUUUGAAGCACUCGACGUACAUGUCGUUAUACAAGAAUCAACUAAACAAGAAUGCAGUAUUCCGCUCUCAGAGUAUCUUAAAACUCCAAUGACCAACAAAAUCAUCAAAUAUUUUGAUUUGAAACCUUACAGUAGCGAAGAAUACAUUUUCGAUUCGUACAAGAUUAUGCCUAGAGCUCAAAAUGCACAUGCCUAUGUAAAUGCGGCUAUACUUAUUCAGAUUCAAAAGCCUAAUUACAUAGUUAAGUCCUCAAGAAUUUGUUAUGGUGGUAUUAAUCCCGGAUUUUCCAGAGCUCUUCAACUAGAAAAACAUUUGUUAAAUAAACCACUAUUUGAGUUGUCUACCGUUAAGGCGGCACUUACCUUGAUGCAGACAGAGUUAAAAGCAGAUGUUGUGUUGCCCGAACCUAGUCCAGAAUACAGAGUUAAAUUGGCUCAGGGUUUAUUUUACAAAUUUUUAUUGGCUCAUGCUCCUUCUACCAAACUUAAUUCAAAAGUAUUAUCUGGAGGCAACAUUCUUAAAAGACCAGUUUCUAGCGGCAAGCAACUAUUUGAGAAGCAUGAGGCUGAUUAUCCGGUCAAAAAACCCACCGAAAAACAUGAAGGCCUCUUACAGUGCUCUGGUGAAGCCAUAUUUGCUAACGAUUUGCCUCCUCAAUCGCAACAGUUAUGGGCUGCCUUCUUUUCGGCCAAGAAAGUUGGUGCUACUGUAAAGGAGAUAGAUUCGUCGGAAGCUUUGAAAUUACCUGGCGUUGUUGCUAUACUUACAGCCAAAGAUGUACCUGGAAAAAAUCUUAUUUCCGUACCUAACAACUUUUUCUUUGUGGAAGAGGAGGAACUCUUUUUGACUGGAGAAGUGAAAUUUUAUAACCAACCAGUGGGUAUUGUGGUGGCCGAAACUAAUGCAUUGGCGCAAAAAGCGGCUGAUUUGAUUAAAAUUAAAUAUGAGGGGGGAGCUAAAGAAGUAUUUUCUACCCUUAAGGAAGUCUUGAAUGGUGGGCCAUCAAAUAGAAUUAAACAUUCUAUUAAAUCUGAUGUUACUGAAGAAGCAACAAAAGUCGAUAACUAUGACGUAAAUAUCAAAGGAGAAUUGGAAAUGGGGCUUCAAUAUCAUUUCUUCAUGGAACCUCAUUCUACUGUUGCCAUACCUUGUGAAGGUGGCAUGCAGCUGUAUGUUGCUACGCAAUGGAUGGACUUGGUACAAAUUGUGGUUUCAAAUCUAUUAAACUUGAAAAACAAUGAAGUUCAAGUAAAAACCCGCCGUCUGGGUGGAGGUUAUGGUGGCAAGGCCACACGCUGUAAUCCAGUAGCAUGUGGUGCUGCUUUAGCAGCUUAUAAACUGAACCGACCAGUCCGUUUUGUCCAAUCGAUUGAGUCAAUGAUGGACACUUUGGGCAAAAGAUGGCCUUGCAAUAUCGACUACAAUUUUUAUGUCAACAAAUCAGGAAAGUUCGUGAAGCUCAUUUCUAAAUUUUAUGAAGACGCUGGAUAUUCUCCUAAUGAAUCACCAAUGGGCCAUACAUUAUUAGUUUCUAAAAACUGCUACGAUUUCACAUCAGACAAUUUUAUCUUGAAUGGCUAUAUGGUGCUCACCGACUCCCCCAAUAACACGGCCUGCAGAGCUCCUGGUUCAGUUGAAGGUAUAGCUAUGAUAGAAAAUAUAGUAGAACAUGCUGCCUUUGAAUUGGGUCUUGAUCCUUUAGAGGUCCGCUUGGCCAAUUUAAUACCAGGGCAUAAAAUGGGAUCAAUGAUACCAAGAUUUGUCGAAUCUGCUCAAUACAAAGCCAGAAGACAAGAAAUCAUUGAGUUCAAUAAGCAAAACCGUUGGACCAAACGCGGUCUUGGCUUGGCAACAAUGGAAUACCACAUUGGUUACUUUGGUCAAUUCCCUGCAACUGUGGCAAUUUAUCAUGGUGAUGGUACAGUUGUAAUUACCCACGGUGGAGUAGAAAUGGGACAGGGUAUGAACACGAAAAUCGCCCAAGUGGCAGCCCACGUCUUGGAUAUACCAUUAGAGUUAAUUCGAAUUGAGGGCAGCAAUAGCAUUAAUGGGGCUAAUUCGAUGGUAACUGGUGGAUCUAUUGGCAGUGAAACUGUGUGUUUUGCUGUUCGCAAAUGCUGCAAUUCGUUGAAUGAAAUCCUGAAACCAAUAAAGGAGGAAUUAAAAGAUCCCACUUGGAACAGUCUCAUAAAUGAGGCUCACAAUCGUAAUGCUAAUUUAAUAGCCAGUGAUGGUUGUAAAAUCGGUGAAAUGGAUCCAUAUACAGUAUGCUCACUUGGUCUCACCGAAGUCGAACUCGACGUCUUAACAGGCAAUUAUCUUGUGAGACGCGUAGACAUUUUGCAGGACGCUGGCGAAAGUUUAAAUCCAAACGUUGAUGUCGGACAAGUGGAGGGCGCAUUUAUAAUGGGCUUGGGUUAUUGGACAUCCGAACUAUGUGUUACAGACAAAACAACUGGAGAACUAAAAACUAAUCGUACAUGGAAUUACAAGCCUCCAGGAGCUAAAGAUAUACCAAUUGAUUUUCGUAUUGAAUUGUUGGCACAAAGUCCAAAUCCGGCUGGUUUCAUGAGAUCCAAAGCCACUGGAGAACCAUCAAUUUGCUUGCCCGUUAAUUUAGCCUUUGCUCUGCAACAAGCAAUUCAAUCGGCCCGUGAUGAUGCUGGAUUACCAAAAAAAUGGAUUACUCUAAGAGCUCCUAUGACUCCCGAUUAUAUUCUUUUAAAUUGUGGUACCCAUGUCAACAUGAUGACUUUAACAGCCAAUGCUUAAAAUUAAAAGUACGGUUCAUGUUAAAGUUUUAUCCCAUGUUAAAUAUAUCUAUAUAUAAAAUGUUAUUGCUUUUUAGAGUUUGUAAGUUUAUAUCUUAAAUAAAAUAAAAACAUAUAUUUGCA